AUGGCAGUUACGAGGGGCAUCAGUAAGGGAGCAGAACAUGAGUUGGCCAAUGCCAAACCAAAACACAGCUGUGAAGGGGAUCAAAGCAGAGGCGCGUCCCAGGAAAGCACUGGGGCUGAGGGCUUCAAGGGAAGUGCAGGUGCUGUCAAAGGCCUGUCAGGCCAACACAGCCAGUGGGCUCUGGAGGCUCUAGCAUGGGGGGAUUGCCUGGCAGAUCUGAGAGAGGGUAACUCCCAGAGCGCUUGCUGCCACUGCAUGGGCCCUAGUGGGGCCAGCUCCCCUGUGUCCCACAUGGCCUGCAAUGGCCAACGGAGUGGCAGCCUCCACUCCCCUGGCGCCGGCACCAAGGUGCCAGCCCAUGAGGACAACAGGCACUUCAUCUACAAGGCCUGGCAGCGCAUGGAGUGUGACCUGAACAGCCAGACAGGCUCUGAAUGCAACCUGGCCAAGGACCAUGUGGAGAAGAUGGCAAGCCCUACCCUCAAAGCAUUUAAACCUGUCAACCUAGGUGCUCUGAAGAGCAAGAAAACACAGGAUGCAGAGACGUCCUAA
Colius striatus (speckled mousebird) is the source of this 552-nucleotide messenger RNA. RefSeq names its product mapk-regulated corepressor-interacting protein 1. The transcript is spliced from 2 exons. Bases 1 to 552 code for a protein of 183 amino acids. Lineage: Eukaryota; Metazoa; Chordata; Aves; Coliiformes; Coliidae. The record is from RefSeq and is a predicted model, not a curated record.